CCAUGGAUGUGUACCUAAUAAAGUGGACCCUGCCCAGUACUAGCUAUGUGUAGCUAAUUUAAGGGUCACUGACUCUAAGCUGCUGGCUAAGAUAACAAAUGCAGGAAAUCUUCAGACCACGUGUCAAGUCAUCCUGCUGAUCUUCCAUCCAGGUUGCUUUCAGGUGCAGAGAUGUCCGUACGUCACAAUCCAGUGUGAGGAGGGGAACAGAUGAAAAAAUGAUGAGCGGAUAUCCCCCCCCCCUGCCCCUCCCACCAUUUGUGCAUGUAACAAACACAGUCAUUGCCAAUGUGUAAAAGAAUCAUUUGCCCUCAUCUCUGGAUGUUAGAAAAGCAUCCUGACUGUGGAUAACCGGAGCGACAGGAAUCAUGUUCAGGAAAUUAAAAGGACCUGUUAUUUUCCUUCUGAUGUUUCUGGACGUACAGGUCAUAGUUGGCUCCACACCGAUCUGUGUCCAUGGACACACGGGGUGUCAGACACUCUCCUUGGCCGACUUGUUCGACAGGGUGAUCCAGCACUCCGCCCGGGUGCAUGGCCUCUCCAGCGACCUCCAUUCAGAGUAUGAACAAUACUUUCUUCCAAGCAAAAACAAAAUUAGCAAAAUCAAUCGGAACUGUCAUACUUCCUAUAUAUUAACACCUAAUGGCAAAGAAAAUGCACAGAGACUGGCAGGGGAAGACCUGACCGGCGUGAUCCUGAAGUUGCUGCUGGCCUGGAGGGAUCCGCUCUCCCAGUUCCACCGGAGCAUGGCGCAGCACGAGGACUUCACCAGCUUCAGCGGGAACAAGGCGCUGGAGAUGAGCGACAUGAUGCACCUCCUGGGCAUGAUCAGUAACUCGGUGCGUGGUCUGAUCUCCAACGAGGCCCUCGGCCCCCAGGCCUCGAGCAGCGAGGCACGCCCCAUGAACGACCAGCAGCUUCUGUACUGCUUCCGCAGGGACUCCAACAAGAUCCAGAUCUACCUGAAGAUCCUUAAGUGCAGGAUCGCCCCUGAGCAGGGAUGCUGAGCCCCGGAUGCAGCAGAGGACCCGGGAGACACAGGCGGUCAUGCGCCCAACACGGGAAAUAUAGCAACUCUUUCGGUUUGAUCACUCUGUGAUCAUGCUGUGGUGUUACACGGCAUAGCUAGUAUUUUUCAUGUGAAACAUAAUACAACGUCAAAACUGUAUUUUCAAAUAAACUCAGUUCCUCCAGCAGCUCCAUGUCUUAUGACUGUUUCUGUGACUAUGUUUGUUUUUUGUUCAACCCUAUUGUUUGAUAUAUCCAUCCAUCUGUCUUCCAUAACCGCCUAUUCAGCCCAGGAUUGUGGUGAACCUA
Messenger RNA from Paramormyrops kingsleyae, 1317 nucleotides. It is a transcript of the gene prl2, whose product is annotated as prolactin 2. Gene Ontology annotation, cellular component: extracellular region. Lineage: Eukaryota; Metazoa; Chordata; Actinopteri; Osteoglossiformes; Mormyridae. The record is from RefSeq and is a predicted model, not a curated record. Gene Ontology annotation, molecular function: hormone activity. Gene Ontology annotation, biological process: positive regulation of receptor signaling pathway via JAK-STAT; response to nutrient levels.